AUGGUAUACUGCGCGGUGUUCGGUUGUAACAACGACUCCAGGUACACAACUGGUAUAUCCUACCAUUGCUUUCCGAGCGAUAAAGCUCUACGAUCACAGUGGCUGGCAAAGAUUUCACAAGCGGAUCUGGUCGUUUUGAAAAACUCCAGGCUGUGCUCAGAACAUUUUACACCUGACUGCUACGAACGAGACUUGAAAGCAGAAAUUCUUGGUUUGAAACCCAGAUCUACGCUAAAACCAGGUGCAAUACCCACGUAUAUAGCCUCUAUAACUGCACAACCUAGUUGUGGAAUCGAAGAACAUGCAGCUUCAGCUUUAGAACAGCCUGCACCUGUUGAUGUAGUGAAUUGUGGAGCAAGUACAUCAACCUCAGACAGCCCAUCAUAUCCAUUCCCACAUGAUUUAGGGCCUAAAAGCACGUUGGUUGAGUCAAGCAGUGCAGGAAGCAGCACCCAGACUGAAGAGGUAUUCCUUCCUGAAAUUGAAGAUAACAAGGAAGAAGCAACUGAAGCUGCUGCUUCCCCAGAAGUCUCUCCAAGAAAAGAUGGCAUCUACCUUCCCACAAAACAGGAAGAUUCAGAUGAUUCGAACUUGUCAGGAUCAGACAACGAACACCAAGGGGAAACAAAAUGCGAAAAGCCACAGGAUGAUACCAAAUACAUUGUAUUUAAACAAGAGCUAUUUAAAUUGUUUAAGUACUGUCCUGAGUGUGGUGCAGUUGUGAUUAAGAGGAACCAAUCCACACAAGGAAGCCAAUUAUUUGUCACCCUAGAAUGUAUGAAUAAUCAUAAGUACUCCUAG
This is a messenger RNA of Pocillopora verrucosa, 801 nucleotides long. NCBI's taxonomy places the organism in Eukaryota, Metazoa, Cnidaria, Anthozoa, Scleractinia, Pocilloporidae. The record is from RefSeq and is a predicted model, not a curated record.